AUGGAGGCCAUGAGGGAGCCCCUGCCUGCAACCAUCCGCAUCACCGGAUAUAAGAGCCAUGCUAAGGAGAUCCUCCACUGUCUGAAGGAAAAAUACUUCAAGGAUAUUCAAGAGCUGGAAAUCGACGGCCAGAAGAUUGAAGCUCCACAGCCUCUCAGCUGGUAUCCUGAUGAGCAGGCCUGGCACACUAACAUGAGCAGGAAGCUCAUCAGGAAGUCUCCCCUGCUGGAGAAGUUUCAUCAGUUCUUGGUCAGCGAGACCGAGUCUGGUAACAUCAGCAGACAGGAAGCCGUCAGCAUGAUCCCUCCUCUGCUCCUGAAGAUAGAGUCCCAUCACAAGAUCCUGGAUAUGUGUGCAGCUCCUGGUUCAAAGACGGCUCAGCUGAUCGAGAUGCUUCACUCUGACAUGGACGUCCCGUUUCCAGAGGGCUUCGUGAUCGCCAACGACGUCGACAACAAACGCUGCUACCUGCUGGUUCACCAGGCCAAGCGUCUCAACAGUCCCUGCAUCAUGGUGGUGAACCACGACGCCUCCUGCAUCCCCAUGCUGCAGAUCGACUCGGACGGCAAGAAGGACAUCCUGUUCUACGACCGCGUCUUGUGUGAUGUCCCCUGCAGUGGAGACGGGACCAUGAGGAAAAACAUCGACGUGUGGAAGAAAUGGACUACCAGCAACAGCCUGCACCUCCAUGGGCUGCAGCUGCGUAUUGCAGUGCGUGGAGUUGAGCAGCUGGCUGUGGGGGGGAGGAUGGUGUACUCCACCUGUUCACUCAACCCUAUAGAGGACGAAGCCGUCAUAGCGGCGCUGCUGGAGAAGAGCGAAGGAGCACUGGAGCUGGUUGACGCGUCGGCUGACCUGCCAGGGUUGAAGUGGAUGCCCGGGGUGACUUCCUGGAAGCUGAUGACCAAAGAAGGCCAGUGGUUCUCUGAUUGGGCCGAUGUUCCCAGCAGCCGGCACACUCAGAUCCGUCCCACCAUGUUUCCACCUAAAGACCCAGAGAAGCUGGCCGCCAUGCACCUGGAGAGAUGUAUGAGGAUUCUGCCUCAUCACCAGAACACAGGAGGCUUCUUCGUGGCGGUGCUGGUGAAGAAAGCCCCCAUGCCGUGGAACAAAAGACAUCCCAAGCUGAGGAAGAGCGCCGCAGCCCAAACCGGAGGCUCCUCCCCAGCAGACGCCCCCUGUCCCCCCCCAGAGGGCUCACAGGAGGAGAUGGAGGAAGGUGGUCCAGAAGCGAAAGUAGACGAGGAGGCAGAACCUGCAGGCGCUCCUUUGGCUCAGGAGGCUGCUGGUAAACAGGAGGCGGUGUGUGGACCUCCACCAUCCAAAAAGCUGAGGCUGUUUGGCUAUAAAGAAGACCCGUUUGUGUUCCUAACUGAAGCCGACCCCGUCUUCAACACCAUACAAUCGUUCUACGAUUUGUCUCCGGACUUCCCCAAGCUCAACGUCCUCACCAGGACGCACGAGGGCAAGAAGAGACACCUGUACAUGGUGUCCAAGGAGCUGCGCAACGUGCUGCUCAAUAACAGCGAGCGCAUGAAGGUCAUUAACACUGGGGUGAAGGUGUGGUCUCGUAACAGUGAUGGAGAGGAGUUCGGCUGCGCUUUCAGACUGGCUCAGGAGGGAAUCUACACUCUUCAGCCGUAUAGAAUGGGCAGCAUAGUGUUGAAGUACCUCCCAAACCCAAAUAACCCCUCUGAGCCUCAGUGUCCAAUCCAGCUGUGCGGCUGGAGGGGGAAGACGUCCAUCCGAGCGUUUGUCCCCCGUAACGAGCGGUUCCACUACCUGCGCAUGCUGGGCGUGGAGGUGUUCAGAGACAAGCAGGGCGUUGGGCAGAAAAGGAAGGAUGGGGAAACUAAAGAGAAGCAGGAGGAGGCAGAGGCAGCAGUGGAAAAAGAGGAAGAGUUGGAGAACGGGGAUGAAAACGGAUCAAUGAAAGAAGAGACUGAGAACAAGGAGAGCACCAGCUGAAGGAGGGACAGCAGACUGUCUGAUUGGAGCUGAGUCCAAAAUGUGCCUCUGGUUGCCACACAGCCAGCGUCUUCUGUUAUUGACUCCUUUAGGAGAUUUCUAUUUGGCUCCCCCUUUAGGAGUCUGGUAAAUGACUUGUGUUCUUUUAAUAUGAUUUCUGUUAAGUUUUACUAACCCACUGAAUGGGGUAUUAUUAUUAUUAUUUUUAUUAUUCUUUCUUAGAUACUACCAGUUAAUCAUCCGCUUUAAUGAAAAUCAGCGGUUCAAAGUUAAAGAUGUUGACAUGUAGCCCCGCCGUAGCUCACAUGGUCGCUCUUAUGGGGCGUCAGCACCGUUUGUGUUCUAAAGCUCAUCAGGGACAUUAAACUGUUCUAAAGAUGGUGUAAACCUGUAGGGCAGCAGCUUUUGCACUACUGUCCUUUUAAUAGUUUUUAUUUUUUGAUUAACAACAAAAUCAGCUGUUAUUCAGCCUAAUAAAGGAAGUUACAGCUUUAGGCGACAUGCUGAGUCUCUUGAUGUCUGAUCCGAUGUGAUUGCUGCUGUUUAAACAAUAAAACGUUUGCUUUAGGCUACAAUCCUGGAA
Messenger RNA from Cyprinodon variegatus (sheepshead minnow), 2551 nucleotides. It is a transcript of the gene nsun2, whose product is annotated as NOP2/Sun RNA methyltransferase family member 2. The coding region runs from base 1 to 1968 and encodes 655 amino acids. Gene Ontology annotation, cellular component: nucleus; cytoplasm. NCBI's taxonomy places the organism in Eukaryota, Metazoa, Chordata, Actinopteri, Cyprinodontiformes, Cyprinodontidae. Gene Ontology annotation, molecular function: tRNA (cytidine-N5)-methyltransferase activity; tRNA binding. Gene Ontology annotation, biological process: tRNA methylation. The transcript has 18 exons. The record is from RefSeq and is a predicted model, not a curated record.